Molecule: messenger RNA, 1125 nt
Organism: Cicer arietinum (chickpea)
Lineage: Eukaryota; Viridiplantae; Streptophyta; Magnoliopsida; Fabales; Fabaceae
Product: mediator of RNA polymerase II transcription subunit 28
Biological process (GO): regulation of DNA-templated transcription
Cellular component (GO): mediator complex
Source: RefSeq, a predicted model, not a curated record
UUAAUUCUGGAAAAUAAAAGAUUUAUAAAUAAUUUGUUCUUGCUAAAUCCUCCAUAUUUGUUCUUCUUUUGGAGAAAUCCGAGAGACAUUCAUUCCCACGCCCUAAUUCAUCUGAGAAGAGAAGAGAAAUUAAACAAAUCCACUUCAGUUCGUUGAAACCUUGCGCCACCGCAGAAGCAGAGGCCGUCCACCACCUCGCCGUCAUCUGCGUGCUAUCCAGGCUGAAAAGGGCAUAUGGGUGAUCGGCAAGUAGUUGACCAACAGCACACAGCUGAGCAACAGCUGCCAUCUUCUCCUCCUCCUCCCUCAAAAGAUGAUAUGGUUUCAUGUGUUAUGGCUUUGGAGGCUGCUUUGCUUCCCUGUUUGCCAGCCAGAGAACUUCAAGCAAUAGACCGUUCUCCCCACCCUUCGCAUCAAAUUGAUGUGGAUCGCCAUGCUAGAGAUUUUAUGGAGGCUGCCAAGAAGCUUCAACUUUAUUUUAUUAGUCUGCAACGUGAGGAUAGGCCAACAAAAGCUGAAAUGCUUAGAAAGGAGAUUACUAUGAUGGAAGACGAACUUAACGAAAAAAACGAGCUGAUUAAGAAACAAGAACAUUUAAUUCAGGAGUGGAAAAAAGAGCUGAAAGAUCAGUUGAACAAACACAAUAUUGAGUUGGACAGGGUUUAGCUUUAAAUUUAACUCAUAGUCUAUUUAAAUAUUUAAAAAUUCAAAGGAAUUUUUUUUGUUUGUGUUAUUUUCUCUCCCAUUUCUUCAGAGCAUCAUGUCGCCACCACUUACCACCCACACAGCAUUGCAACCACACUUGUACUUGUAGCAGUUUGAGAAAUGGGAUGUCCUCUAGAGGCAGUGAUAAAAAUUAGUUGAGAAAUGUGCUCUGCUUGAUGAAAUUAUUCCGAAUUUUGUUUGUUGAAUGUUGAUGACAACAUUCAAAUCAUCCAAAAUAGACGAGGAGAAAAGCUGAAGAAUGUCACUAUUGUUGUUAAAAUAGUAAGCCAAAAAAGCUAUAAGAUAAACAGGAAUUGCAUAUUGGAUGUCAUCAAUUUGAUAAUAUAUAGUUAUUAAGGACUGUAAAUCACACUUAUUAAUGUUCAUUUGUUUUAGUUAAUGAUUUUACUUUUAAUACUA